UAUCGACAAAAGAUGGUUUAAAGGAGAUUAUAUCCCCCCAGUCAUCAGACUGGUAGGUUACUUCGUCCAACACACUGAUUUAUCAACUGCUACCAUCCCCCACGUUUUCCUCUCAUCUACGUCGUAUAAUACAUAAGGUUAUAGCAACGCCACACAUCUAGUUACCAUGGAAGAAAACGUUGAUGUGUUGAUUGUCGGAGCCGGCCCGGUAGGCCUUAUCACGGCCUUGCAGCUUGCUCUUUUCGGCAAUGUCUCGGUUCGUGUCAUCGAGAAACACGCCAAAUCGAUGCAAGAUUCAUAUGGCCGCGCCAUCACUCUUUUCCCUCGAACCAUCGAGAUGCUCGACCAGCUACGUCUUGCCGAUGCGCUGCUGCAGAGUUGUUUUGCUUGCCGAGAAACGGUAACCUACAAUGCUAAAGGUGAAGAAGUCCCUGGUCGAGGAUGGAGUUUCAUGAAUAAGAUAUAUGACACGACGUUUGAUUUCACGCUUGUGCUUAGGCAAAAGUUCCAGGAAGAGAUUUUUCGAAAUGCGAUGGCGGAACACGGCGUGCAAGUGGAAGCGCCGGUCGAGUUGACAGCUGCUUCGGUUGACCAAAGCAUUCCUCCAACAGGCCAUCGGGUAUCAGCAGUUCUUCGUGACUGCAGCAACGAGACGCAUAAGACAGUUAAAUGCAAAUAUCUAAUAGGUUGCGAUGGAGGACGCUCGUCUAUCCGGCGAAUAUUCAAUAUUCCUUUCGAGGGUUCCGCUAGUGAAGACAAAUGGGUGAGAAUAGACGGCCAGAUCAAAACCGACAUGCCUAAGUCUCGUUCAUACUGUUCAAUUGAAUCACCAACUCACGGAAAUGUGCUCUGGGUGGCCCUAGACCAUGGCGCAACGAGAAUCGGAUAUGCAUUCACCGACGAUCGAGCCAACGCAUACCCUAGAUUCGAUGAGGACGCUGCUGUCAAGGAGGCCAUUGCUGCAGUUAAACCUUUCAAUAUUGAAUUCGAACGAGUUGAUUGGUGGACGAUUUAUACAGUAGGGCAACGCAUAGCUAAGGACUUCUUCGUUCACGACUGUGUCCUACUUGCUGGAGAUGCUUGUCAUACUCAUUCAUCGGGAGCGGCCCAGGGGAUGAACACCGGAAUCCACGAUGCGGUAAAUCUCGCUUGGAAGUUGAGUCUAACACUGCGCGGAUUGGCCAACCGAAAUCUCCUCAAGACCUAUCAGGCAGAGCGACUUCCGAAUGUACAGAAACUUAUCCAGUACGACAAGGAUGUCAGCCGACUCAUGACGAAUCGUCUCCCGGAGAAUUGGCAGGGCGACCCAGAUGCAGAUGUCAACAUGGUGUUGGGGCAAGUUUUCGAAGAAUCUGGCACUUUCAAUACCGGGCUUGGCAUCUUCUAUGAGAUCCACGAAGACAACCCCUUAAACGUGGAAGGCUCAUUUACUAGCUCACAAACUCUAAUAAAAGCAGGAAGAAGAGGUCCUGACGUCGCCCUCCUACGCCCGGGGACAUUUGAGCAUACGAGGCUAAUUCGUGAGCUGCGAAGCUAUGCGACGUUUCAUGUUCUUGUCUUUGCGAGCGAGCAUAAGCCUCCCAUUCCAGGAGCGGUAUAUGAGAAUGUGGCAGGUUCGUCGACGUUACAAUGUCUCAUCGAUCGAAAAUAUCUGGAUUUCAUGACUAUUAUUCCUAGGUCAAAGGUACCUUCUCCAUACGAAUUUCUUGGGCAUGAUCCCUUAGGACGUGUCUUUCUCGAGCAUGAGGAUAGGUCGGCUCACCUGCAAUAUGGAGUCGGGACGCAGGGCGCCAUCGUCGUGUUAAGGCCAGACGGCUGGAUUGGAACGAUGAUUAAGUUGGAGACGGAAGCUACUUUGGAACUUGAGCGUUAUCUCCUUGGUAUAUUUUCAGAAAUAUGGGUUUGAGAUAACGGGGCUCCUCCGAUAGGUCACCUAUGCCGAUUUGCUUAAUAUUCGGUCAAGUAAUAGAAGAGGGAAUUCAUAUUAUGGUGCCGAUCUCAUGUCUUUGACAGUUCUUUACGUUGAUCGUUCGACAGAUCUUGCAGAUGAGAUGCUAUCGUACUCGGUAAUUCUUGGCGAUAUCUCUGAGACACCCCGCGGAGAAACUAAGCCGUUACGACGGUCUCACUCACGGAUACGACAUAUCCCCUCGGAACCAAAAUACC
Annulohypoxylon truncatum is the source of this 2166-nucleotide messenger RNA. Its product is annotated as FAD binding domain-containing protein. Bases 167 to 1906 code for a protein of 579 amino acids. The record is from RefSeq and is a predicted model, not a curated record. Gene Ontology annotation, molecular function: FAD binding. The transcript is spliced from 2 exons. NCBI's taxonomy places the organism in Eukaryota, Fungi, Ascomycota, Sordariomycetes, Xylariales, Hypoxylaceae.